Betta splendens (Siamese fighting fish) is the source of this 705-nucleotide messenger RNA. It is a transcript of the gene rnaseh2c, whose product is annotated as ribonuclease H2, subunit C. The record is from RefSeq and is a predicted model, not a curated record. The coding region runs from base 145 to 555 and encodes 136 amino acids. Gene Ontology annotation, biological process: RNA catabolic process. Gene Ontology annotation, cellular component: ribonuclease H2 complex. Lineage: Eukaryota; Metazoa; Chordata; Actinopteri; Anabantiformes; Osphronemidae. The transcript has 5 exons.
AACAUACUCUAGCGUAGAAGAAGAGUUUUUCCGUCCAAUCAGCGUAGCGUCUUGCUCAAACCAGAAGCGACCGACUUUCACCAUUCAUUCCUGUCUUAAGACUGUAAACGCUGGGGAAUACUCCGAAAAAGUACAGGCUGUAGGAUGUCCUGUAACACCAGUGUUACUCACGUUCGUGUGUCGUCUGUGAGCCAGGCGCAGGGGGUGCCAGUCCACCUAAUGCCAUGUGAGAUUGAACACAAUGGUCCGGCAGAGGUGUCACAGUAUUUUACUGCUACCACAAAAGACCACAAGCAUGAGAAGACUGUGUCAUUCAGGGGUCGCGGGCUGAAGGGGCAGGAAAUCAGAUGUCCUGAGGGCUACACUGGUCUGGUGCUGAAAGAGAUUAGCAAGCCCGGCUCUGACCAAGAGGAUAGGACAGUGAAAGUGUCCUCUGUAUUUGACAAGCUGACAUACUGGAACCUAGAGACUCCUCCAAAUUCUGAUGAUACAGUUGUGCUGGCAAUGGAUUGGCCUAAGAUGGCUGAGGCGAUCCAUGGUCCAGUAGAAGACUGAACAUUGAUAAAACAUCCUGAUAAAAGGGAUCAGAUUGGUGUCAGUAAAAAGACUUCAGAAAUGUAACCACUCCGUUCAGUCUCACUGUGGCAGUGCAAAAGGUAACAGUUAUAUAUAUUUUUUUGUGAAAUAAAGAACAAUGAAAGGUAA